AUGCCUCCUAAAAAGGGCAAAGACAAGGGCGGCGGCAGCGGCAGCAGCACGCCAGUACCGGCCGUGGCGGCGUCGAGCAAGUCGUCGGGAAGCAAGAAGAAAGGCGGCUCGUCGCUGACGACAUCGUCGCGGCCGCCAGAUAGCGACUUUAUUGUCUUCACUAACUCGACGAAGGAGACUAGUGGAAAGGGCAAACGCGGAGGUGGAGGAGGAGGGGGGGGAGCAGGAGGAGCUGGAGGAGGGCCGUCAGGUGGUUCUGAGGGCGUGCCAGACGGGCCACCGAAACCGACAGUCAAGCAAAUCAUUGGCGGGUCCUCGUGGACGGGCAAGCUGCCGGUCAAUCUGCUGUCGGAGCACUGCCAAAAGCAAAAGUGGGAUCGGCCAGACUACGACAUUCGCAAAGUGAAAGACGGCUACUCGGCGUUCGUCAAGCUCAGCGCCAAGAACCCAAAGACCAAUGAGACGACACGCCUGGAUCCCUUCAAACUGCCACCAAGCCAUGUGCACCUGGCCGUCAAGCCGACAGCACUCGAGGCGCGCCACUUUGCAGCCACAUACGGUCUGUUCCGCGUCUGCAGCAUGAAGAACCUGCACAUGAUGCUGCCGCCCGACUACAAGAACCUGUGGAACGAAUUCAAGGCGCUCAAGGAGCAGGAUGUCAAGGAGGGCAAGGCAUGGAUGUACGAGGCCGAUCCGUUCACUGCGCUGCGCGACCGCGAGCUGGCCAAGGCUGCGGCUGAGAAGAAACGCAAAGAGCAGCAGGCGGCCCGCGAGAAGGCAGCAAGCAUGCCGGGCGCAGCAGGCCUCUUGGCAUUACGGACUCUUGCAAAUAAUGGAAGCGAUGGAGGCGGCGGUGGUAGUGCCGAAAGAGGUAGAGGCACUGGACAUGGAAGCGGCAGUGGUGUGGGAGGUAGCGGUGCCGGUGUCGGCGGCGGCAACUUCAAUCCCAUGCGUGGCUGGACAAACAUCCCCAAGAUCGAGAUGGGCGGCAAGACGCGCUCGAUGCUGGAAGACUUGCUGCGGCGCGAGUCUAUCUGGAACCCCUACGGGGUCGAGUUGUCUGCGGAAGCGCAGAAACGCAUCGUCGACGAGCUGAGCCGCACAGGAUUCCGUCGCAGCCAUGUCGAGGAGGCCGUGGCCGUCUGCAAGGACCGUGACGAGACGCUCGAGUGGUUGCUGGUGCACGUGCCCGAGGACGACCUGCCACCGUGGUCACUGCCCGAGAGCUACACGGCCGGCGUGUCUGUCGCUGCGACCGACUUGCGUCGCGAAUCUGCGAUCCAGCGCCUGGCACAAUCUGGCUACUCAGCCGACCUCUGUCGCAAGGUUUACGAUGCCAACAGCGGCGACGAGUGCAGGGCAGCCGAGGCGCUGCAAGCCAUACUGUUGGGCCGGGACAGCAGCACCAACGGAUUGGACGACAGCGAUACGCCGGCCUUUCUUUUGUCGUCGUAUGAUACGCCCGAGGAGGGCUGGGCGGCCGAGCUGGCCAGCUUGGAGUCGGUCUAUGGGAGCGACCACUAUAGCCAGCCGUCGCCCGACAUGUGUCAGAUUCGCUUGGAUGGUGUCGUCAACAGCCAUGCCACAAACACCAGCCGCGGCAAGACGACGGAUGUUGAGGCAUCCCUUCAGUUCCGGCGGCCGUCCAACUACCCAGCUGAGCUGCUUAUCUCCGUGCUGGCACCGCAGCUGCCCUCCUACAUCAAGCUCAGCAUCAUCAAGAAGACGCUCGCGUACGUGCACGAGUCGCUGCGUGACGAGGAGACCAAGAUCUACUUUGUCGUCGACUGGGUGCAGCAGAACGUUAAUAGCAUCAUCGAGCGGCCGGGCGCCUUGCGUGAUAUUUCUGCGGCAGCCUCGGCAGCGUCGGAAGAUCCAGAAGCUGAGGGCCGCUCGUCUGCCCUGGCCACCGCCGCACGGAAACGGGCCGCAAAACGCAACCAGCGCAAACCUCGACCGCUCGUGUGGAAGGUUGACGACCGCACACGGCAAGACUGGCAGCACCGCCAGGACACUCCGGCACUGCAAAAGAUGCUGGCGCAGCGGCGUCGGUUGCCGGCGUGGGACGUGCGCGAGACCGUUGUCGACACGGUCAGCUCGAACCAGGUGACAAUUAUCUCGGGCGAGACGGGUUCCGGCAAGUCGACGCAGGCCGUGCAGUUUGUGCUGGACGACCUGUACAGCCGCGGUCUCGGCCACGUCGCCAACAUUAUGGUGACGCAGCCGCGGCGAAUCUCAGCGCUCGGCCUGGCCGAUCGCGUCAGCGAAGAGCGCUGCAGCAGCCUGGGCGACGAGGUCGGCUACGUCAUCCGCGGCGAGAGCAAGAUCAAUGCGGGCGGUAUUGCAGCGCGCACGCGCAUCACCUUUGCCACGACUGGUGUGCUGCUGCGGCGCCUGCAGGUCUCGGGCGGCCGCAUCGAAGACGUUGUGGCCUCGCUGGCUGACGUUAGCCACAUUGUCAUUGACGAGGUGCACGAGCGCAGUCUCGACACGGACUUUUUGCUGUGCAUCCUGCGCGAUGUGCUGCGCGUGCGCACCGACCUCAAGCUCGUGCUGAUGAGUGCCACACUCGAUGCAUCGACGUUCAAGGACUACUUUGCCAGAGAGGGCCUGUCGGUGGGCUCGGUCCAGAUCGCUGGACGUACGUUCCCCGUCGACGACAUGUACCUCGACGACGUGAUUCGCGCAACUGGUUUUGGCAUGGACGGCAACUUUGGCCGCGGGUACCGCGACAGCAACCGAGGCGGCGGCGGCGGCGGCGGAAUCAAGGACAAAGAAGGCGGUGGCGAGUACGACCCGAUCAACAAGAUCAUCCAGCAGCUCGGCAGCCGCGUCAACUACAGUCUUGUGGCAGACACGGCGCGUGCCAUCGAUGAGGAGCUGACGGGCACGAACCAAAGUGGCGGUAUCCUCGUCUUCAUGCCCGGCACCAACGAAAUCAACCAGGUGUGCAACCAGCUGCGCACCGGGCCCGGCGCCAACAACUUACACGUUCUGCCGCUGCACGCUUCACUCGAGACCCGCGAGCAGCGCCGCGUCUUUGCCGCAGCACCGGCUGGCCGCCGCAAGGUCGUCGUGGCUACCAACGUCGCCGAGACGUCCAUCACCAUUGACGACAUUGUCGCCGUCAUUGACACGGGCCGCGUCAAGGAGACCAGCUACGACGCGACGACCAACAUGCGCAAGCUGGAGGAGACCUGGGCGUCGCGCGCCGCCUGCAAGCAGCGCCGCGGUCGUGCUGGUCGUGUUCGUGCCGGUAAGUGCUACAAGCUGUACACGCGCAACUUGGAGCUUCAGACGAUGCCGGAACGGCCCGAGCCGGAAUUGCGCCGCGUGCCGCUCGAGCAGCUGUGCCUAUCGGUGCGCGCCAUGGGUAUUGUCGACGUGGCCGGGUUCCUUGCCCGAGCCCCCACCCCGCCCGAAGUCGCUGCAGUCGACGGCGCACUGACCUUGCUGCGUCGCAUGGGUGUGCUGGACGGCGACCGCCUGACGGCACUGGGCCGCCAGCUGGCCGCCAUCCCCGCCGACCUGCGGUGCGGCAAACUCAUGGUCUUUGGUGCGCUCUUUGGCUGUCUGCACGAGUGCGUCACCGUCUCCGCCAUCCUGAGUGGGCGGAGUCCCUUUGUGCUGCCGCCGCCCGAGAAACGCGAGCUCGCCAAGGCAGCGCGCAUGCGGUUCACAUCGCCUACGUCUGGUGACGGCGACCUGCUGACGGACCUGCGCGCCGUGCUUCAGUGGGACCAGAUUGUGCGCGACAGCAACCCCUACGGCAAGGCCAGCAAGGCCUUUUGCGAAGACAAUUUCCUGGCCGUGCAGACGCUCAUGGACAUCGCGUCGACGCGCACGCAGCUCUACCAGUCGCUGGCCGAGCUGGGCAUCCGGCGGCCAACCGAAGCCGCUUCGGGCUCAACACCGCCUAACCAUUUGCUGCUGCGGGCACUGACCGCCGCCGCGUUCACACCCCAGAUCGCCCGCAUACAGCUGCCGGACCAAAAGUUUGCCACGAGCGUCUCCGGCACUGUUGCCAUUGACCCGGAGGCCCGCACAAUUCGCUACUUUUCGCGCGACCACGGCCGCGUCUUUGUGCACCCGAGCAGCACGCUCUUUGACAGCCAGGGCUUUGCCGGCCGCGCUGCCUUCUUGUCGUACUUUUCCCUCAUCUCCACCUCCAAGGUGUUUAUCCGGGAUUUGACACCCUUUAAUGCAUAUACAUUGCUCAUGUUCUCGGGCGAGAUCAAGCUCGACACUCUGGGCCGCGGCCUGACAGUCGACGGCUGGCUGAACCUGCGGGGCUGGGCGCGGAUCGGCGUUCUGGUGUCACGGCUGCGCAGCAUGGUGGACCGACUGAUUGCACGACGUCUGGGACUAGGCGCCGAUGAGUAUGAGGAGGAGGAGAAGAACGCGUCCACGGACGACAAGAGCUCGACGGAGCAGGUCGACCGUGACGUGAUCAAGGCCGUCAUCAAGCUGAUUGAGCUGGACGGCAUGGAUGCAUAG
Molecule: messenger RNA, 4497 nt
Organism: Sporothrix brasiliensis 5110
Lineage: Eukaryota; Fungi; Ascomycota; Sordariomycetes; Ophiostomatales; Ophiostomataceae
Product: ATP-dependent RNA helicase DHX57
Exons: 3
Coding region: 1-4497 (1498 amino acids)
Cellular component (GO): intracellular anatomical structure
Molecular function (GO): RNA binding; ATP binding; protein binding
Source: RefSeq, a predicted model, not a curated record